ACCAAUCUCACUCUCCAAAUAGUAUUUUCUAGGUUUCAUAGUGAUAAGCACAUCCACACAAGAGCUAUGAAAUUUCUGAAACAAACGUUACAAUAGACACACGGCGUAUUUAUUUCCCUCAAGCAAUCGUAUCCCCUUAGCAGAUCGAAAAAAAAAAAGAUACCGAUAAUGAAUUCUGCUCCUCUAUCAACUCCGGCGCCGGUUACUCUGCCCGUCCGUUCGAUUCCGGGCAGCUACGGAUUGCCGUUAGUAGGGCCAAUCGCGGAUCGAUUAGACUACUUCUGGUUCCAAAAACCGGAAAACUUCUUCACCAAGAGAAUGGAAAAGCACAAGAGCACGGUUUUCAGAACGAACGUGCCGCCGUGUUUUCCGUUUUUCGGUAGUGUGAAUCCAAAUGUGGUGGCGGUUUUAGAUGUGAAAUCGUUUUCGCAUCUGUUUGAUAUGGAGAUUGUAGAGAAAGCUAAUGUGCUUGUUGGGGAUUUCAUGCCCAGUGUUGUUUAUACUGGAGAUAUGCGUGUUUGUGCUUAUCUCGAUACUUCUGAACCUAAACAUGCCCAGAUUAAGAAUUUUUCACAGGAUAUUCUAAAAAGAGGCUCAAAAACAUGGGUGCCUACACUACUUAAAGAGCUUGAUACAAUGUUUACAACUUUUGAAGCAGAUCUUUCAAAAUCCAAUACAGCUUCUCUUCUUCCUGCACUCCAAAAAUUCCUCUUUAACUUCUUCUCCCUCACUAUCCUCGGCGCUGAUCCAUCUGUCUCCCCAGAAAUCGCCAAUUCUGGCUACAUCUUUCUUGAUUCAUGGCUAGCUAUUCAAUUAGCACCUACUGUCAGCAUUGGUGUCCUUCAACCUCUUGAAGAAAUUUUAGUCCAUUCUUUUGCAUACCCUUUUUUUCUUGUCAAAGGUAAUUAUGAAAAACUCGUUCAAUUCGUCAAAAAUGAAGCCAAGGAAGUUUUAAGCAGGGCACAAACAGAGUUUCAACUCACAGAACAAGAAGCCAUUCAUAACCUUUUGUUCAUUCUUGGGUUCAAUGCUUUUGGUGGCUUCUCCAUUUUCUUGCCAACUCUUUUGGGAAAUCUUGGAGAUGAGAAAAACGCGGAUAUGCAAGAGAAACUGAGAAAAGAAGUGAGAGACAAAGUCGGCGUAAAUCCAGAAAACUUGAGUUUUGAAAGUGUUAAAGAAAUGGAACUUGUUCAGUCUUUUGUUUAUGAAACACUUAGGCUUAGUCCACCAGUACCAAGUCAAUAUGCAAGAGCAAGAAAAGAUUUUAAACUGAGUUCACAUGAUUCAGUUUACGAAAUCAAGAAAGGGGAGCUUCUUUGUGGUUAUCAGCCUUUAGUUAUGAAAGAUCCAAAGGUGUUUGAUGAACCUGAAAAGUUUGUGUUGGAGAGAUUUACAAAGGAAAAAGGGAAAGAAUUGCUGAAUUAUUUGUUUUGGUCUAAUGGUCCACAAACUGGGAGACCUACUGAAUCAAACAAGCAAUGUGCUGCUAAAGAUAUGGUUACUCUAACUGCUUCUUUGAUUGUGGCUUACAUUUUCCAAAAGUACGAUUCUGUGAGUUUCUCAUCUGGUUCACUCACAUCUGUGAAAAAGGCUAGUUGAGUUCUGGGCUGUGUAGCUGCAAAAUCUAAGCUUGCUAGACAUGUUGAUCUUAAGUCUCGGUGGCUGGCUUUUCCUUCCUCCCCCUAUUGUGUAAUAUAAUUUCACAAAUAAAAGUUCAACAUGAGUGUACUUAUUUUCUGUUCUGACUUAUGACUAUUGUCUAUCCUCUUACAAAUUAAGUUGGAACAUGAAUCUAAGUUAUAAUUACAGAAA
Messenger RNA from Solanum lycopersicum (tomato), 1812 nucleotides. RefSeq names its product fatty acid hydroperoxide lyase (gene HPL). Gene Ontology annotation, molecular function: monooxygenase activity; heme binding; oxidoreductase activity, acting on paired donors, with incorporation or reduction of molecular oxygen. Lineage: Eukaryota; Viridiplantae; Streptophyta; Magnoliopsida; Solanales; Solanaceae. The record is from RefSeq and is marked validated. Gene Ontology annotation, biological process: sterol metabolic process.